AUGCCAUGUAUAUUAUUGACAUUAUCGCGCCAAUCAGGAAGCAGGUAUUAUGGAUGGAUUGUUUACAAUAGAGAACAAGUAGAAUUAGAAUAUUCUAGAGGUUCACUCUACACCAGAAGGAAUGAUGUAAUACGUGAGGAACAUCGAAAAAAACAUCCGACAGAAAAUGUUAUUUUCAGUGAAUUUUCCAAGAAAUGUGCAGAAAAGUGGAAGCUCAUGAAUUUGGAACAACGAAAGUGUUUUGAGGAAAUGGCAAAAUUAGAUACGGAGAGAUUCAAUCGGGAAAUGGCUCAUUAUAUACCACCAGUCGGAAUGAAGCGAGGUCGUAGACGGCGACGUAUCAAAGAUCCAAGUAUGCCUAAACGUUCAUGGUCAGCAUUUUUCUUCUUUUGCGAUGCAUUUCGAUCAAAAAUUCGUAGUGAGCACCCCGAUUGGAAGGUUAGCGAUAUUGCCAAGGAGUUAGGUAGACGAUGGGAAGAGUGUUCCGAUAAAGAGAAAUACGAAAGACGCGCACAGAAUGACAAAUUACGUUAUGAACAAGAUAUGGAGAAAUACAAAGCUGGAUUGUAUGUGGCGACCAAACGUGCUCGAGUUGGCGAUCAGACGAAAUCAAACGAGAUACUGCCAUGCUUAAACAAUCAGUCACAUCAUAAGGAAUUAGGUGAGGCAAGUCAAAUUUCAAAUGAUGAAGUAGGACGAGGUGAUGGAGACGAUGAUGAUGGAGAUGAAGAUGAUGUCGAUGAUGAUGAUGAUGACGAUGAAGAAGAAGAGGAAGAGGGUGAUGGAGAAGAACAAGACGAUGAAGAUAAUGAACAACAACAAUCAAACAGAUCUAACACUCAUGAAAUGCCUGUUUGUGGUGAUCACAAAACACCAGAACAAGUUGUCUCCAGUGAUACAAGUAGUUUUAUUAUAAAUACAGGAAAUUAG
Molecule: messenger RNA, 930 nt
Organism: Schistosoma mattheei
Lineage: Eukaryota; Metazoa; Platyhelminthes; Trematoda; Strigeidida; Schistosomatidae
Source: the annotation of a GenBank genome assembly